Molecule: messenger RNA, 3603 nt
Organism: Acanthopagrus latus (yellowfin seabream)
Lineage: Eukaryota; Metazoa; Chordata; Actinopteri; Spariformes; Sparidae
Gene: gdf5
Product: growth differentiation factor 5
Exons: 2
Coding region: 445-2262 (605 amino acids)
Biological process (GO): BMP signaling pathway; SMAD protein signal transduction
Cellular component (GO): extracellular region
Molecular function (GO): growth factor activity; cytokine activity
Source: RefSeq, a predicted model, not a curated record
UCUUGCCUCUCUUGGAAAAAAAGUGGGAUUUAAAGAAGUUUGUUAGGAGAUAUCCAGCAGAACCGAGCCGGAGCGUUUUACUGCGAGUCUCAGCCUUCUCUCGGAUUUGCGCUCUGGACAGGAUCUCUGCAGCACUAUGGUUCUGACACAGGACGGAUGGGAGGAUAAGGCUCUGCAGGGUUUGUUUCUUCAUCUUAUACAGCUCAGCUUCAGUCCACAUCUCUGCGCUCACAGCCCCGCAUGUGUCCACAGCCCGCUGCACACCGGAGAGCCGCUCGUCAUUCUCCUCAGCGCCGGCGGAGCGCAGAAGCAGCUCAGAGGAUGAGAGACUGGGAGCGAACCGGACCGUUCUCUCUUCUGCUUCUAACCCAACAGCUCAAUUAACUCUGAACACACUGCGCUUUAUUACGAUGACGGCCUGGCAGAAGGCACAAGGGCUUUAGGAUGAAAGUUGUGAAGCGUCUUUCUCUUCUGCUCAGCUGCUGGACUCUCAUUUACCUGGACCCCGUCCUCGGCUCACUCAGCCGAACCCGACCGACCGAGCGUCACCACCAGCGGCUUGGAGAGGCAGCGGAGCACGCGGCAGGCGGCGGGCAGGGAGAGCAAAUCCACCGGCGGACCGGCGAAGGAAACGGCGGGUCGGCACCAGCUGCGGGCCGGCAGGCGGUGACCGGUCCUGGGACGUGGAAACCGUCACCGGGGAGUCCGGCGAGGAUUACUCGGAUCCGCGCAGGACCGCCGCUCAUCAAAGGCGAGACGACUGUAAUUAAAAGUAAAAUCACAGCUGCGUCCUCAUCCACGGCACCGCGCACCGGAGCCGUGCCGGUGAACCGCGCUCAGCUGCAGCAGCAGCACCGGGACAGAGCGGUCAGUUUGGGGCGCAGAGAGGCUGCGCGCUCCUGGCUGCCCGGCGGGGACGGGAAGGCUCCCGCCGCUUUAAGCGCACAUGCAGCGGGGAGAGGAGUCGGGCCUGCAGCUGUCGGAGGCGGGAGGGGAGGCUCGCCGGGGAAACCUUCCGGGAAAGCUGCUUCUAGAGCCGGUGCUGCUGCUCCGGUGCGCACCGCGUCUCCGCAAAGAGCCGCCGGUGCGCACAAACAGCAGCAGAGCGCCGCGCCGGCGGCGCAGCGGGGCGCCAGCAGCAAGAGCCCGAAAGUGAGCGACCACAAACAGCCGCUGGUUACUCCUCACGACUACAUGCUGUCUCUGUACUGGUCUCUGUCCUCCGGGGACCUGAACAGCAGCGCGCUGCAUGAAGCGGGUCUGGCCAACACCAUCACCAGCUUCGUGGAUAGAGGACAAGACGAGCGCGGCCCUCAGCUGAGACGACAGCGGUAUCACUUCAACGUCAGCUCUCUGGAACGAGACGGACUCCUGGGGGCCGAGCUGCGCAUCCUGAGGAAGCGUCUGUCGGACCCUCGCAGAGUCUCGAUGGGACCGUCGGCCGCUGACGGAGGAGGAGGAGGCUCGUCCCCGUGCCUGAAGCUGUACACCUGUGCGUCAGGUAAACAACAGGCUGUCCUGCUCCAGAUGAAGACCCUGGAGGAUCUGCUGGGUGGAGGCGGAUUCGCCAGCAAGUGGGAAGUGUUUGAUAUUUGGAAAGCCUUCAAAGGCGCCAAAACCCAGCAGAACCAGCAGCUUUGCUUUGAACUGGAGGCCCUGGAGCACAGAGGCGGCCGCCCCCUGGACCUGCGCCUGCUGGGGUUCGCCCGACCCGGCAGGACCAACAAGGAAAAGGCCUUCCUCCUGGCGUUCGGUAAAAGCAAGAAGCGCGACCUUUUCUACAACGAGAUCAAAGCGCGGUCGGGCCACGACAACAAAACUGUCUACGAGUAUCUGUUCACCCAGCGACGGAUGCGGCGAGCUCCCGCCGCAAGAGGCGCUAAAAAAACUCUGCAGCCGCCGCCGCAGUCCCUCCCCCAACAUCAGCUGGUGAAGACCCAGACGAGGCCGCGGUGUCACCGGAGACGACUCCAUGUGAACUUCAAGGAGAUGGGCUGGGACGACUGGAUCAUCGCGCCGCUGGAGUACGAGGCUUUUCACUGCGAUGGCGUCUGCGACUUCCCCAUCCGCUCGCACCUCGAGCCGACCAACCACGCCAUCAUACAGACCCUGAUGAACUCCAUGGACCCGGAGUCGACGCCGCCGACCUGCUGCGUCCCGACACGACUCAGUCCAAUCAGCAUUCUGUACAUCGACUCAGCCAAUAACGUCGUCUACAAGCAGUACGAGGACAUGGUGGUGGAGUCGUGUGGCUGCAGGUAGCAAAGAAAGGUGAGACUUAGAGGCUGUUCUGACCCGGUACCGACAUCCUGAGUGAUCCGAUCACAGGUGGACAGCUCUGAGUACAGGUGUGAACAAACCCAAGACACACUGAGGACGUAUCUGAGAUCUGAUCACUCGGACCACAUUCAGAGGUGGUCUGGGCUGCAUACUCCACUGACACAAGAAGAAUUGUAACUCAGGUAUCACAUCACCAGACUCCCUUCACAAAUCAACUCAUUUUAAGUGUUGUUGAGUAAGAAGAGACUUUAUAAACGUUGUGAAACACAAAAUCUGACAGAAUCUAAAUCACUGGUGCCUUCUUGUCAAUUCAGCAUUAAAUGCAAAACAUAAAAUAAACCAUUAACUCAACAUCACCAGACUCCCUUAACAAAUCACCUAAGUUUAGGACUUGUUAGCUAGAAUAAAACUUUAUAAAUAUUGUGAAACUGUGUCUCUGACAGAUUCUGAAUCAUUGUGUCCUUGUUGUAAAUUCAGCAUUAAACCAGAAGCUGAAGUUGUUUGGCUCCUUGUAAAAAGUGUCAGUUUGUGGCAGCAUGUCUGUACCAGCCUGUCUGCUUCUGUGUCUAAAGUGCUAAAGUGACAUCACAUCACAGGUGCUCACUCAGACGCAGGUAAACGUCAGCUGUGAUUUGACAGACUGAGAUCUUGUCCCGGUGUGAUCGGAUCACUCAGGUACAGAUGUUGACACCAGGUCUGACUGAGAGCGAGACAGAUGAAGAAGGAACGUUUGUUUGUUAAUAUUACAAUCAAAUCUAAAACUGGAAGACGGACGCUGUUAAACUGUGUGACUGAACUCAGCGCUCUGCUGCAGACAUUAUUCUUCACGCUCCAGUGGACUGUCAGACUGCAUACCAGAGACAGUUAAAGACUAAACAGAGGAGGAGAAGCUGAUGGAGGUGAUGUAAUGUUGGUGUUGGUGCUGAUCAGCAGGACGCUUCAGGAAGACGACAGAAAGGAAACAGAGUCCUGACUGAACAAACACUCUCUCACGUACAUCUGAUCUGCUUUUCUUCUCGCUCUUCAGAUUUGUAUCUGUGUCCUGAUUGGUGUAAAAAGUUUGUGUGUAACAGAAAUGCUAUUGAACAUUAGUGAAUUAUACUCUAAAUGCCCUUUUGUCCAGCACUUAUCUGCCACCGUGCCUUCGCCCCCUCAGACGUACAGUGAAGAGUAAUCUGCCUGAUCCGAGACUGUUUUUAUGAAGCAUGUAAAGAAUUUGUGAUGUAUAAAUACAGGCCAGUGAUGGAGUGCUGAUCUGACCCGCUCCACAUGUGGGAAAGUUGCAUAAACUACUCUUCAAUAAAAAAUGUCUAAUUGACUGAG